Zingiber officinale is the source of this 3700-nucleotide messenger RNA. Its product is annotated as pentatricopeptide repeat-containing protein At1g08070, chloroplastic-like. NCBI's taxonomy places the organism in Eukaryota, Viridiplantae, Streptophyta, Magnoliopsida, Zingiberales, Zingiberaceae. Bases 1 to 2097 code for a protein of 698 amino acids. The transcript has a single exon. The record is from RefSeq and is a predicted model, not a curated record. Gene Ontology annotation, biological process: RNA modification. Gene Ontology annotation, molecular function: zinc ion binding; protein binding; RNA binding.
AUGGCAGCUUCGGCCCCUAUCAUUCCCGCCAAGACUGCGCCGUCUCUACCGACGCCGCUCGCCACCGGGGGCAACCGCCAGGCCCUCCUUUUGCACCGAUGCAAGACUGUCCACGACCUCCGUCAGAUCCACGGUCACCUCGUCAAGACCGGCGCCGCGCAUCUCCCUUCCGUUGUGGAGAACCUCCUCGAAUGCUCCGCCCUCCUCCUUCCCGACAGCCUCGAUUAUGCCGUCAAGGUCUUUGGCGCAUCACCUCGACCUACUACCCAAGCCUACAACAUUCUCAUCCGCGCCUACAUCCGCAACGGCUGCCCCUACGAUUCCCUCGCCCUCUUACUCCUCAUGCUCGACCGCAGCGCCCGGCCCGAUAAGCACACGCUCUCUUGCGUCCUCAAGGCCUGUUCCAGGGUUUUCUCGCGCCGAUGCGGGGAGCAGGUCCACGCCCACGCGCUGAAGGUGGGGUUCCGCUCGGAGGAGUUUGUGGUGAAUAGCUUGAUCCACAUGUACGCCUGCUGUGGUGAGGUCGGACUUGCGCGGAAGCUGUUCGACGGGAUGUCGACGAGAGGUAUAGUAACUUGGAACGCAAUAAUCGCUGGGUACUUCAAGGUCGGGGAAUGGAGGGAGGUUGUCGAGCUCUUCCGCAGCAUGCUGGACCGGGGAGUGGCUUUCGAUAAAGUCACUCUGAUCAGUGUUCUGACGGCGUGCGGGAGGCUGGGGGAUCUGGACUUGGGCAAAUGGAUAGGUGAGUAUGUUGAGGCGAAUGGACUUAAAGAAUGCCAAAAUUUGGCCACUGCUCUGGUGGAUAUGUAUGCCAAGUGUGGAGAGGUUGAAACAGCGAGAAAGUUGUUCGAUGAAAUGCCUCAUCCCGAUGUCGUCGCUUGGAGUGCCAUGAUAUCAGGUUACACUCAGGCAAAUCGGUCUCGCGAAGCUCUUGCUCUUUUCCAUGAUAUGCAGAAGGCUAUUGUUGAGCCCAACGAGGUGACCAUGGUCAGCGUUCUUUCUUCUUGUGCAGAUUUAGGUGCUCUUGAGAUGGGCAAGUGGGUGCAUUCUUACAUCAAAAGAAAGAACUUUCAAUUCGCUGUUAAUCUGGGAACUGCGCUGGUGGAUUUCUACGCCAAAUGUGGGUGCAUGGAUAAUGCACUCGAAGUGUUCAAAAAUAUGCCAAUCCGAAACGCUUGGUCUUGGUCGGUGCUGAUUCAGGGCCUAGCGAGUAAUGGGCAGGGAAGACAGGCAUUAGAGGUUUUCGCUUCGAUGCUGGAAGCAAAAUUUCUGCCAACUGACGUGACUUUUAUCGGUGUUCUAUCUGCUUGCAGCCAUGCAGGCCUAGUUGAGGAGGGUCAGGCUUUUUUUGAUAACAUGAGCAAAAAGUAUGGUAUUAGUCCUAGGAUUGAGCACUAUGGUUGCAUGGUUGAUCUCUUUGGGCGAGCUGGUUUGAUUGAAGAGGCAUAUUGGUUUAUCACGAGCAUGGCCAUUGAACCAAAUGCCAUUGUCUGGAGAACAUUGUUGUCUGCCUGUAAAGUUCACAAAAAUGUGAAGUUUGGCGAAGAAGCAUUGAAACAAAUCGUUAAGUUAGAGCCAAGGCAUAGUGGUGACUACAUACUUCUUUCAAAUAUUUAUGCAUCCGUUGGUAGAUGGGAGGAUGCAGUAAGAUUGAGGAACCAAAUGAAAGAGAAGGGAAUUGCAAAAGAUCCAGGAUGUAGUUUGAUUGAAUUGGAAGGUAUGAUCUUUGAGUUUUUCGCCGAAGACAGUUCUCAUCCUCAAUCAAAAGAGAUAUACGACAAAGUCAAUGAGAUAGUAACAAAGAUUAAGCUGGCUGGCUAUGUGGCAAACACGGCAGAGGCUCGGUUAGAUGCAAAGGAGGAUGAGAAAGAAGUCUCAGUUUCCCACCAUAGUGAGAAAUUGGCAAUUGCCUUUGGACUAAUGAAAUCUGCUCCUGGAACUCCCAUUAGAGUGUCAAAGAAUCUCAGAGUAUGCACUGAUUGCCACACAGCAACUAAGCUGAUCUCGAAGGUCUAUGAGAGGGAAAUCAUUGUAAGGGACCGUAAUAGAUUCCAUCACUUCAAAGAUGGAUCUUGUUCGUGCAAUGAUUAUUGGUAAAUUGAAUGCAAUAUCUGGUCUUCUGAUUAUUGAUAAAUUAUAUGCAAAAUCUGAUAUCAGAGCUUCUGUUUCUACACAUCCAACACGGCCUCUAGAAGUAAUUGAAUCACACAUAUCGAAUGUCUUUACUGCGAAUUAUUGAAAAGUACGUAUGAUGCCUUCAUGAAGUAUAAAGAUUAAUCGAGUUCUCAAGUUAGAUGAAGAUGCAAGAUGAUUCAUUUAUGUCAUCAAUAAAAAAUUAGAGUUGUUGAUGCAAGAUGGAAGCUCAAGAUUCAUUAUGUGAGAUGAGAAUAGGGCCUUUGAAGCACAUAUGGGAUUCUUACUGCCCAAAUGGGAGUCUUAACUACCGAGCAAUGAAAUAUUUGAUAUUUCUUGUUAAUCAGCUAGGAAAAAAGGCAAGAUUUCUGCAUUUGAAUAACUCUUGUUCUUCCAGGUAUUCCAGCAGCAAUCAAACUAAUGCAACAAUCACAAGAUCAAUCUGUCAAUACAUUUGAAACAAAUUGUAGGGCCUUGAUCUUCUCUUUGAAUGGGGAUCAGUAGCAAUAAUUGAUGCAAGAAAAACAUCCUCUCUAUUUUUUCUUGGUUGUUCCUUUCACACUAACACCUGUGUUGCUAGACUUGGGCCGAGCUGGUCGGUUCAACCAGUUAUACCAGGAAAUGGAGACCAAUUUGAUUCGAUUGAGACAGUGGAAAAAUCCCAGUUUAAAUGUUUUUUUGACCAGUUCAACAGGCAAAUCCUUGACUGCUUGAGCUUCCAUUGGCGAACUUGUUCCAGGAGAAUCAGGCGAUAAAACAACAUUCUGCGAACUCAUGGCUCCCUCAGGAAACACUUGUUGUGGUGGUGAAAUAAUGUAUAGGUAUCGCAGAAGCAUCUGAACAAUCUGGCCGAAGUCAGGUCUCGUACUUGGAUCCUCCUCCCAACAAGAAGUUAAGAUCAAAGCCAGCUCUUCAGGGAGGUCAUCUGUACUGGGCCUAACAUUCUAAACACAGAAAAGCAUAAACUCUCACUUCAAACAAAAAGACUACCUUGCAGCACAGUGAGUCAACCUUGAAAGCAGCUGCAUAGGCAGCUUGCAGGUUAGACAUGCCUUCAAAUGGAAGCCGAUUACUAAGCAUCUCCCAUAAGACCAUUCCAAAGCUAUAGACAUCCACCUUGUGAUCAUAAUGUUUCUUUUCACCACGCUGUAAUGUUACGUUGUUGUAUAACUUCAAAAGGAGAGCAGAUUAGCAACCAAAUGAUAAAUGAUAAGAUUCAGCUGCAGGAUAGCCAAUUGUAAAAAACACUGAGAAGUACCUCUGGAGCCAUCCAACGGCAUGUUCCAGUUUCAGCAGUCCUAGUCUCUGUUUGUGUUGCUUCUCUUGCCAGACCAAGGUCCACUAGUUUCACGGUUCUCAAAUCUGUAGUCAAUAGCAAGUUGUCUGCAACAGAAACAAGUAUCAGAACGUCGUCCAAUAUUUAAUGCCUGAUGAAACUAGAAUUGACGUAAGGAAGGAUGGUCACACAGCAUUACUGUCUCAAUUGAAUGAUUAACAAACUAGAAGAACAAUAUUCAAUAGAGCAUUCCUCUUCAGAAUUUUUAUGUAUCUUUUUUUUAGUUCUGUA